This is a messenger RNA of Branchiostoma floridae (Florida lancelet), 4221 nucleotides long. RefSeq lists its product as uncharacterized. The transcript has 9 exons. Lineage: Eukaryota; Metazoa; Chordata; Leptocardii; Amphioxiformes; Branchiostomatidae. The record is from RefSeq and is a predicted model, not a curated record. Bases 73 to 3993 code for a protein of 1306 amino acids.
AACAUCUUUAAAAUUGUCACAUUUUGUCAUAGAUUACUACCAUAAGCGGGAAGCUGGUAUUCACCCGCCAUCAUGGGAGGUGGAGCUUCAGUUCAAUGGAACAACACCCAGUGGACGGAGGGUGUUCGGCAGCCCAAGCCUGACCUGGCCACCAUGACCCCUGACCCGCCAUGGCAAGCGAACGUACCAGCUGAGCGCAUGGAGAAGUGGAGGAAAACUUGCAGAAUGUGUGGCGUCUACAAUAAUGAAAAUGUGAUCCUUGAAACUACUGAAGAACCAGGAGGUAUGCUAACGCGCCCCUUACAUCAAACCAUUAAAGGGAAGCCUGCUAAAGUCAUCUUCAAACCAAAACCUUACAUAGACCACACUGCAUUCGAACGCCUGGACCAGUUUGCUCUAUCGGCACCACGGUCACUCUACGACGACUUCAGGAAGCUGGCGGCCUUCCUCACGAAGCCGGCAGCGACAGAGUUGGGGAAGGUUCGAGCCAUGUUCUGUUGGGUCGCAGGGCAAGACGUCAACAACAUGACCUUUCCAGAGAAAGUUCGAGACGGCUCGCCAGACUGGUUCUUAAAGGAGAUGAAGGAGAAGAAGACGACGGAUCUAUACUCUGGUCUCUUUAACAAGCUCUGCCGACUCGCAGGAAUAAAGUGUCACGUGGUAGACGGGUACGUGAAGACCAUACAGCAGCCUCCCGGAACCCGCUUCCAGGACACCACACCGAACGGGAAGUGGAACGUCGUACUCAUCGACGGCUGUUGGGGAAUCAUUGACGCCCACUGGGGAUCCAUUCAUACACUUGACACAAACCUUCAAGAACCUGCCCGGGAAAAUACUGGCAACCCCUUUAAUGAUUUCUACUUUCUGCCUGACCCGCUCCACUACCUCAGCGGGCACUAUCCCCAAGACCCCGUCUGGCAGCUGAUAGAUUCGCCGGUACCGCUAGAGAACUUUGAACGUCACCUUCACUGUAGGGAGAAUUUCUCCACUAAUCAAUUGACACUGCUGAGUCACCACAGAGCGGUAGCGUCAACAAAGGAGGGCGAGGCCAACAUCUACAUCGGUGUUAACAAUGACAAGGUGAAGUUGCACUGCAGUCUAAAGAACGCAACAGGUGAAUCGACCUGGAAGACCAUCAAGUUGAGCAGAUUUGUGAAACAAGAAGCAAGGAAUGGAGCGGCAGUUUUCACCGUCCGCCCGCCAACAAGCGGAGACUUCAUCCUUGAGUUGUACUCGUCCCCAGAUGGAGGCGACAAACAACGGGUUUGUGAGUAUCUCAUCAGGUGCCUCCGACCGAUGAAGGACAACAAGCCUUUCCCGUGCUGGGGAGGCCGCUGGGGGCCCGGUAGCGAACUGGAGGCAUUUCGUCUAACUCCAACAACACACAAAGGCGCUUACGUCGACUGCAGGAAAGGGAAGGCUACGAUAGAGUUCAUCAUGGCGCGUGACUUGUCCUUUCGCACGAAGCUUUUUCAAACUUCGUCCGCAGACUCUACUUUCAGCCGCUAUGUUGCUCACGAGAUUGUGAACAGCGUCGUCCAAUUCAAGAUCAGCGCACCGGAUGUAGGAAUGUUUGGUCUGGGCAUCUUUGUCAAGGAACCUGAUACCAGCGAGCAUUUUCGCCUUGUUUGUAGUUACAUUGUGUCAGCUGAGCAACGCGCAGUCGAUCCGUCGCCUUUCCCGUCGGUUGGAAACGGUCUUUUCGGCCCGGUGCAACCUCUGUUUGCGGUUUUAGGCUUGUCCACUAAAAGUCAUCACAACGCUUUUAUUGAAUGUGACACGGGAGAAGUUGAGAUCAGAAUCAGCACGAAAGACGUCCUAAACGUAGCACACGAUUUAUUUUGGGAGGAUUCACAAAAGAAAUUAGAUCUAGAAAUCUUCGUGUACAGAGAGGUCUUAGACAGGGAGGUGCGCUUAUUGAUCCGCUUGCCACGCCUCGGAAAAUAUCGCUUAGCCGUCUACGCCGAAGGGCUGGAUCACGAAGGUGAUCUUCCAAUCGUUUACAACUAUUGCAUCGUUUGCAAGGAUAGGACCACACGAAAAGGGCCUUUUCCACCUGUCAGUGGCACCCAAUGGGGACGUAGGUUUCCUGCCGCACAGGAAUUGUCACUGGUACCCAAAAGCCAUCCAAAAUCCGACAUUGAUGUUGCCGAAGCUCUUGACAUAGAGAUGCAAUUGGAGAAUCCCGUCGACCUCAAGUGUUGCCUGUACAUAUGGAAAGCUGGCAUCAAACCUGAGUACGCUCAACAGUUCAUUAAGCAUCACACUAAGAACGGAGGGAUGCAAACCGUUGUACAGAUGACGUUUCCUCAGGCUGGUAACUACAGCUUAGAGCUCUUUGCCGCCUCCACCGGUUCUCACUACCGAAACGUCAUGAACUACUACAUACGCUGCCACCAGCCGUCGGAGGUCUCCCGUCCCAUCGGCAAAGGCACAGAAAUACAUGAAGACAAACUCGAUAACAUCGGAUCAAGCGUCUGGGCUACUACUGGGAGCGAAGAGGACAAACCGGAAGACGAUUUCCAAGCUAAGUUGGAAAGAGAGAUAGAAGAGGAAUCCGACGACACUGAAGACAAAGGAGACGUCGAUAAGCCAGAAACAAGAGAAUCAGCCGAUGAUGGGAGAUUUGACAACACAGUGGAGAAAGAAAAUCUCACUACCGUUAAGGAAUUUCUGCCUGUAGAUUCGGAGGAAGAUGGUGUAAAUGGCAAAGAUCUUGAGAAUCACACAGUGCAAAGUAAGAGCACAAAAGAAGACAAAUUCAGGAAGACAUGUACAGAAGGUCCAACUACAACAACAGAAGAAGACGACAUCAUGAAAAAAGCAGAUCAAACUACAACAGACGAGAUAGACAGCAUGAAUAACGCAGAGCAAACUACAACGGAAGAAGACGACAUCGUGAAGACAGCAGGUCAAACUGCAACAAAAGAGGUCGAAAAUGUAUCGACCGAAGAGGAGCACGACCUAGCUGUCAAGAAACACCAAACUACUAGUAUCGCCUUAAACCCUGAAAUGUAUGUCAAACAGCUAAUCCCCAGGCUAACGGCUGCCAUCAGCUCCAAAAACAGAAACCAACUUGAGAAGCUGCUAGAAGAGCUGAAAGGUUUACAAGUCGACAAGGAGGACGAACCUAUCGUCAGAGAAGCAGAAACCUUGCUGCAGCAGAUGGACGUCAGGCAAGCUCUGCGUGAUGCGAUCUCUUCCAAACUCAAGGAAACCCUGGAGAAAGCCAUAGCCAGUGCCGAGCCGUUUAAACGUGACGUACAGGAGGACAUGCAAGAGGCGAAAAUGACUGUCAGCCUCAUUGACCUAACGGCCGCCAUCAGCGCACAAAACACUAGUCAACUCGAGAAGUUGCUGGAAGAGCUAAAAGAUCAAGAGGUCGACGAUGAGGGCGAAACCAUCAUUAGAGAGGCAAAGAUUUUGCUGAAGCGACUGGAAGUCGUGCAAGCUCUACGUGAUGCUAUCACUUCUAAACACAUAGAGGACCUGGAGAAGGCCAUAUACAGUGCCGAGCCCUUUGCACUGGACCUGGAGGACGACCUUCAAGAGGCGAAACGGAUUCUCCAUCACAUCAAGCGUCUGGAGAAACUGCGUCAGGGUAUCCAACAGCUGAACCUGAAGACUCUAGCGGAGAUCAGGGGGUACGCGCGACCUCCUCAGGCGGUCCUGAAGGUCAUGACCGCGACGCUUAUUCUGCUGGGAAACAUCAAUGGCAACGGACAGGGCUGGUCGUCAGUCAAGACUCUGAUGGGAGGAAAUGGCCGAGGGACUCUGAUACGCCGGGUCAACGAACUCAACCCGGUAGGCAUCACACUUGCGAUGGCAUCAGAGGCUGAAAAACAGCUGAAGGACCUCACCUUGGACGAUGUGACAGCCGUAAGCACGGGAGCGGCAGCUUUCUAUAUCUGGGCGAAGGGCAUGAUUGAAGAAGUUCAGAAGGAAGCACAUGUACCACCUUUGGGGUUAAAGAGCGCAGUUGCUGUGACCUGAGGCAGGGAAAUCUCUUGCGAGAAGACUAGCACUGUAUAAUGCAAACUAUGUUUCAAGUGAAAAGUUCUUGGCAAAUACUGAUUGUGCACGAAACGUCGGUUAGCUGUUAGCUGUGCCAUGAGAAAUGUAAUGUAUAAUGGUGUGAAAAGCACGGAUGGUUUAUAUACAUAGUUGGGGUAGGUUUCUGUUUUCGUUGCGAAUCCUGCAAGAUCUGUGGUGUAAACUGUC